Pseudoliparis swirei is the source of this 3125-nucleotide messenger RNA. Its product is annotated as 6-phosphofructo-2-kinase/fructose-2,6-bisphosphatase 4-like. NCBI's taxonomy places the organism in Eukaryota, Metazoa, Chordata, Actinopteri, Perciformes, Liparidae. Gene Ontology annotation, cellular component: cytosol. The record is from RefSeq and is a predicted model, not a curated record. Gene Ontology annotation, biological process: fructose 2,6-bisphosphate metabolic process; fructose metabolic process. Bases 974 to 2488 code for a protein of 504 amino acids. Gene Ontology annotation, molecular function: fructose-2,6-bisphosphate 2-phosphatase activity; 6-phosphofructo-2-kinase activity; ATP binding. The transcript is spliced from 14 exons.
ACACACACACACACACACAUUCUGUAACUCAUGACCAUUACAUCGAUAUGAAUUGCAUCACAGGUGUGUUGUAUACACUUUAAAAGUGUGGGUCAACAACACACACAGACAGCGAAAGGAGGAGAGCAAUGCUGCCCCUCGUGGCCACUGUCAGGUCAUGCUUUCUGGGAUUACCUUGAAUGCCUCCUGGAUAAAAUAUAGAUGCAAUAUUGUAUAUAACAUUUGUCACUUAGUAAUGGCCGAUGUAGUAAAGAGAUGGUGUUGCAUUAUUGUCACAAUAGAUCUUUUUUUCCACGUAAUACAUUUUGGGCUAAAUUGAGAAUAUCUCUACUUGUCUUUGCUCCUCAAUGGUUGGAUUUCCGCUUAACUGUUAUGAGGAACAUUUCAUCACAAAGAAUAACUCGUAAUGAAUACGGCCCCAGGUGUUUUGAGUCAUUCUGGCUGAAUAUAUCUACUUAUAUAAAUAUUUAUGAUAUAAACAUAAAUAUGUGAUGCAUGUAACAGCUUUUCUUUGGAUGACCAGAAACCGGCCUCAAAGUAAACACCAAUAAUGCACUUUUUAACUGCUUGUAUGUAUAGUCCUGCGGCCCCAAGUGUCUAAAAUAAUAACUAAUUGGCUAACUAACUUAUGACAGUAGACCUUUUUCACUGCAGGCAGAAACUAUUAGUUUUACUAUACACACAUGGGUAUUUCUGAAAACCUAUUUUGUGAAAGGGGGUUUAAAAUAAAAGUUGCAUCACUCCUUCAGUAUCUACUGUUGUUGACAAAAACAAGAGUUAUCCUGGUAAAGCAGCUCUGAACAGCGUGUUUUCUGGCUUCGCGCAGCUAAUGUCACUUACGGUGAAGCAGAAGAUGCGCUGCGCCGGUAUUACGGUCAUUACGGGCACCCGUUGAUGGAGCACGUGACCUCACAGCUCAGAGAGCGAGAGAGCGCAUGCGCGCGCUACCGGUCAAUCUCCAUCACCAGCGCGGAUGAAACACCGGUCACAUUCAGAGCAGCAUCAGGGGAAAAGGCCCCGCGUCCCCGCCGCGGCCGCCUCCACCUCGGCACCAGACGGAACGAUGGACAACACGACGCCGGUGAAACCGUGGGAGCUCACCCAGAACCCCCUGAAGAAGAUCUGGAUGCCGUGUAAAAAUGGCCUUCCCGAAAAGCACAUUUCUCAAAGAAAGGUAUGUAUGACCAACUGUCCCACCCUGAUUGUGACGGUGGGCCUUCCUGCCAGGGGGAAGACCUACAUCUCCAAGAAGCUGACCCGCUAUCUCAACUGGAUCGGGGUGCCCACCAGAGAGUUCAACGUCGGGCAGUACAGGAGAAAGUGUGUAAAGAUCUACAAGUCCUUUGAGUUCUUCCGUCCAGACAACGAGGAGGGGUUAAAGAUCAGACGUCAGUGUGCCUCGGCGGCGCUGAACGACGUGCGACAGUAUCUCGCAGAUGAGGGAGGCCAAGUGGCGGUUUUUGAUGCAACGAACACCACCAGAGAAAGACGGGAAACCAUCAUCCAGUUUGCAGAGCAGAACGGCUUCAAGGUGUUCUUCGUGGAGUCCGUGUGCGAAGACCCGGACAUCAUACAGGAGAACAUCGUGCAAGUGAAGCUGGGCUCCCCCGACUACACCAACUGCAACACGGAGGAAGCGGUGGAAGAUUUCAUGAAACGGAUCAAGUGUUACGAGAACACCUACGAGCCGCUGGAUGAAGUCCUGGACAGGGAUCUCUCCUUCAUUAAAAUCAUGGACGUGGGUCAGCGCUACCUGGUCAACAGGGUGUUGGACCACAUCCAGAGCCGCAUAGUCUACUACCUCAUGAACAUUCACAUCACGCCGCGCUCCAUCUACCUGUGCCGCCACGGCGAGAGCGAGCUCAACGUCAACGGUCAAAUCGGUGGAGACUCCGGCCUCACGCCGAGAGGGAAAGAGUUUGGAAAGAGGCUGAGCCAGUUCAUCCAGGCUCAGGGCAUCAGCGACCUGAAGGUGUGGACCAGUCAGAUGAAGAGAACCAUCCAGACGGCCGAGGCUCUCUGCGUGCCCUACGAACAGUGGAAGGUCCUCAACGAGAUCGAUGCCGGCGUGUGCGAGGAGAUGAUGUACGAGGAGAUCCAGGAUCACUUUCCUCUGGAGUUCGCUCUGAGGGAUCAGGACAAAUACCGCUAUCGGUACCCCAAAGGAGAGUCGUACGAGGACCUGGUGCAGCGGCUGGAGCCCGUCAUCAUGGAGCUGGAGCGGCAGGAGAACGUGCUGGUCGUCUGCCACCAGGCCGUCAUGCGCUGCCUGCUGGCUUACUUCCUGGACAAGACGGCCGAGGAGCUGCCGUACCUGAAGUGCCCGCUGCACACCGUGCUGAAGCUGACGCCCGUGGCCUACGGCUGUAAAGUGGAGUCCAUCAGCUUGAACGUGGAGGCAGUCAACACACACAGAGAACGGCCAGAGAACGUCGAAGUGUCGCGGAUGUCCAAGGAGGCUUUGGUCACAGUGCCGGCUCACCAGUGAGGCAGUAGCCCCGCCCCCAUCCUCCUUUACCCUCCUUUACCCUCUGCAGCUUCUAGUCUUCCUUUUUGAUUGAAUCACCCGCCACCGUUCUGACCUUUUUUUCUUUUUCCUCCACUGGUAUUUUAACACACGAUGAUGAUGAUGAUGAUGGUGGUGGUAAUUGACUGGAAUCCAGUUUCUAAUUUUGGCACGGAUCUCGUGUCUCGAGCGCGUUCUCCCAUUUUUGGAGAAUGGAUGAAAAGCUGAUGAAGGGUUUCUGAACCGAUGCUGUGAAGCAAAGGAAUCGAGCAUCUUGUUGUUGUUGUGAAGUUUGUUUUCUUUAUAUAUUUUGCCUGCUGAACUGAUUUCACGAUGUUAACUUGUCUCGAUUCAUUUUUCCAUUGGUAGAAGUCGGGUCACUCUUAGUUUGACAGAAGUUGUGCCUUUUUUUCUAUAUGUUGCACAUUUAAAAAAAAUCAACUCUUGUUUAUUUUCUUAUCGAAUGUCCUCGUUUGCAGCCUCUUGUUGUCGGAUGUUUAACACUAAUGAAGGUCCUCCAGGUACGCUCAUUGUUUCUGUUCAACAAUGUGAAGAAGCCUACAGUAUAACGAGAGGAAAUAUUUCUGUUAUGUUCCUAAAUAAACUGAAUUUAACUUUA